GUCUUCUCACAGCCAAGAUAUCUGAUUUUCUUCUUCUUCCAGUUGCCCAUGCUGGACUCAGCUCGGUUCGAUGUCAUUGGUCCCACUAAACCCAUUCAGGUCAUGGUUGGGGAAGAUGUUGACUUACCAUGUCACCUCUCACCCAAUAUAAGUGCUGAGAAUAUGGAGCUGAGGUGGUAUAGAAAUAAGAUCUCUCCAGCUGUGUAUGUGUAUCAGAAAGAAAAGGAUCAAGAAAGAGAGCAAAUUAAGGAGUAUCAAGGGAGAACAACAUUUGUUCGAGACAAUAUCACUGAGGGGAACGUGGCUGUGACAAUCCACAACGUCAGAGUUUCUGAUGAUGGACAAUAUCGCUGCUUUUUCAAAGAUGAUCAAAUAUAUGAAGAAGCUAUCAUAGAGCUGAAGGUGGCAAGUUUGGGCUCUGAUCCUCACAUUCAUAUGGAAGCUUAUGGAGAUGAAGGCAUCCUCCUGGAGUGCACAUCAGCUGGAUGGUACCCAGUGCCCCAGGUGCUAUGGAGAAAUCUAAAGGGAGAGAUGUUACCGCUUUUAUCAGUAUCCCAGACACCUAAUGGAGAUGGCCUUAUUACUGUAAAAGCCUCUGUGGUUAUCAGAGACCAUUCUGUGGGGAGUGUAUCCUGUUCCAUUCGAAACCCCCUCCUCAAUCUGGAGAAGGUAGUAAGGAUUUCCAUACCAGGUCGCUUUUUCUCAAGGUUAUCUCCUUGGAUGAUGUCUGUGGCUGUGAUUCUCACUGCUCUUGGACUUCUCACUAUUGGGGCCAUAUUCUUCAUCUGGAAACUACAAAGAAACAACAGAGAAAAAGAGAAUAAAUCCGUCAACAAAGAGAAAUUCCAGGAAGAGCUAAGAUGGGAAAAGGCUCAGUUACAUGCAGUUGAUAUAACUCUGGAUCCAGACACGGCUCAUCCUUACCUCUUGCUGUAUGAGGGUUUGAAAUCCUUCAGGUUGGAAGAUACACCACAGAAGCUGCCUGACAAGCCAGAGAGAUUUGAUUCCUGGCCUUGUGUACUAGGCAGAGAAGGCUUCACCUCAGGGAAACACUACUGGGAAGUAGAAGUGGGAGAUAGGACUGAUUGGGCUAUAGGAGUUUGUAAGGAAAAUGUGGUAAAGAAAGGAUUUGACCCCAUGACCCCUGAGAAUGGGUUUUGGGCUGUGGAGUUGUAUGGAAAUGGAUAUUGGGCUCUUACUCCACUCCGGACUCCACUUCCUCUAAAAGGGCCACCUUGCUAUAUAGGGGUGUUUUUGGACUACGAAUCUGGACACAUCUCUUUCUACGACAUUACUAAUGCAUCACACAUCUACACUUUCCCCCAAGCCUCCUUUUCUGGGACUCUCCGACCUUUCUUCUGCCUCUGGUCUUGUGGUAAAAAGCCUCUUACCAUCUGUCCAAUAUUCAGUGGGCCCGAUGAAGUCACUGUCAUUGCUAAUGCUCCUGUCCUUUCUAAGGAGAGUCUAGUGACCCCCACAAGUGAAGGAGCAACUCCUGGGGAUGCAGAUACUCUCCAAAGGUCCAAUUCUAAAUUAUUCCCAAUCCAAUCCAAUAAUGGGGCCCCAGAUCAUUAG
Dromiciops gliroides (monito del monte) is the source of this 1575-nucleotide messenger RNA. It is a transcript of the gene BTN1A1, whose product is annotated as butyrophilin subfamily 1 member A1. The record is from RefSeq and is a predicted model, not a curated record. NCBI's taxonomy places the organism in Eukaryota, Metazoa, Chordata, Mammalia, Microbiotheria, Microbiotheriidae. Gene Ontology annotation, biological process: regulation of cytokine production; T cell receptor signaling pathway. The transcript has 7 exons. Gene Ontology annotation, molecular function: signaling receptor binding. The coding region runs from base 49 to 1575 and encodes 508 amino acids. Gene Ontology annotation, cellular component: external side of plasma membrane.